Notodromas monacha is the source of this 1472-nucleotide messenger RNA. The record is from the annotation of a GenBank genome assembly. NCBI's taxonomy places the organism in Eukaryota, Metazoa, Arthropoda, Ostracoda, Podocopida, Cyprididae.
GGUUUGAACUUAACCAAAGUGGUGAAUGGUGAAUGCAGAUUUUGCAUCCAUUUCCUGAUAUUUUUAAAUGGAAUGAUUAAGGUCUCUUUUCAUCCCGAAGCGCUCACAUAGAAGUUAGUGAACAAGUUCAGCGUUUUAAUUACAGCGUUAAUUAUUAAUCAUUCAUCUCUGUUAUUAAUACCUCUUAAUUACUCCCCCUUCAUCAGUUUCUUAUUUCGCCGUCGGUUUAAAAGCACUGCAGUUGAAAGGAUUAGGCUGAAAUUGAUGGAAUCGCAUGAAUGCCUGAAGCAGCAGUUUCAUCAUCAAAUGAAAAACGCCUGACAUCACCAACAGUGAGAAAUUGCAACACAAUCGACGUUGCAGAAAUUCAGCAGUUCAUCAGACGACGAUCAAAGCCAGGCUAUUGCCAAUACGCUCAAAGAAAAGUAUUUGAUGUCACUCUCUGGAAUUCUUUUGGAUUCAUCUUUCAAGUAUUUUUUCUGUUGAAAAUCGUUCCUGGAUCCUCGUCUUCUUGAAGAAUUGUGAACAAUAUGAGACCACUCAGCUACAUCUGCCGAUGCCUCACUGGAGGACCAUCGUGCAAGUCUUGUUCUCCAUCUGACGACGUUGGGUCAGCUUCUCCUGCUGCGGACGCUGGCAGCCCCACCGGCAAGGCCAGCUGUCCUUCAACCACCUCUGCUUCAUUGUUGUCAUCCAGCCUCAUCCUCGGUGCUGCCAAUAAUAAUAAUAAGUCAAGCAGCAGGCUGCAGAAGUCCACCAGUGAGGCCAACAACAACAACAACAACAGCAGCAGCCCUGUGCAGCAGGAUGCAGACGCUGAUGACAACAAUGCGUCUCCGGCAUCGGCUGUGUUGAUGCUUGGACGCCACCAUCAGGCCUUUGCCGAGUGUGUUUCUCGGUCCACUGGCGGCCCGUUGUCCCUGGCCGAGUCCCAGCUGCCUGUGUUUCACAGUCUGUCCACGCAGCUGAAGGAGGUGCAGGCCAUGAUCCACAAGCUGGAACUCCAAGUGCUGGACCAGGACCGCAUUCUCAAGGAGCGCGCUGAGCUGGCUUGCAAGCAGGAGCACCACCUGGAGGCCAAGGUAGGGGAUGUUUGUUGUAAUGAGAUGUUACUGCAUUGCAACAUGCAACAAAAACAGGUUAGGGAGCUGGAGUCCAAGCAGGACUCCACUCAGGCCAUUGGAGAGGCAGCCCGCGCCCUGGAGUCUGUGACAGGCAAGAUGCAGACUCGGCUGGCUGAGGUGCAGCAGAUGCGCCAGGACCUGGCCAAGGCUGAGGACCACAUGCGUCAGUUGAAGUCUGAGAACCAGCAGAUGAAGGCCUGCAUUGAGUGCAUGAAGACCAAGAUGCUGGAGGUGGAGGAGUGUGGGGCCAAGACUGCCCAGGGCUGGAAGAAGGAGUGUGAUCAGCUCAAGGCUGAUGUCUGCAGUCUGCGCAGUGCAGCUGAGGACCUGUGUGCCCAACUGCACAAG